Molecule: messenger RNA, 865 nt
Organism: Drosophila innubila
Lineage: Eukaryota; Metazoa; Arthropoda; Insecta; Diptera; Drosophilidae
Product: chymotrypsin-2-like
Exons: 3
Coding region: 30-845 (271 amino acids)
Biological process (GO): proteolysis
Molecular function (GO): serine-type endopeptidase activity
Source: RefSeq, a predicted model, not a curated record
AGUCAACUCGUAAUACCGUUAACGCAAACAUGCUACGCGUAACGGGAAAUCUAGGCACCUCGGUGUUCCUACUUCUUACGAUUUUGAGCGUCGGAGUUUAUGCUGCGCCUCCGAUUGGUCGAGUGGUGAAUGGCACGGAUGCACGUGUGGAGAAUUAUCCCUUUGUGGUUUCAUUGCGUGGUAUAAGAGGUGAUCAUUCCUGCGGCGGCUCCAUCAUUUCACCAGAGUUUGUGCUGACAGCAGCUCAUUGUACUUAUGGACUCGCCCCCUCCCUACUCUCCGUGCAGUAUGGCGUGACCGAUAUCAGCGCCAAGGGACCCAAUGUUGUUGCUGUCAAGCGAAUCAUUCUGCACGAGGCCUACAAUCCAUACAACCCAGCUUCUAACCAUGCCAAUGAUAUUUCGUUGCUUCAGGUUGCGGUACCUUUUGAAUUUGACUACAAAACUGUUGCUCCUGUUCAGUUGCCAGCGCUGAACUUCGAAACACCGCAACUGGAGGAGGGUGGAGCCGGAGAACUCAUCGGUUGGGGAUUGAAUGCGACGGACGGUAAAAUGCAGACAACACUACAACAGGUUCCUCUGAAGAUCUACUCCGAUGAGGAAUGCUCUCGACGUCAUAAGUUAGCUGCUAAUCCGCGUUAUCACAUUUGCGGAGGUGUUGAUGAGGGCGGCAAGGGGCAAUGCACCGGUGAUUCUGGCGGUCCUCUCUUGUUUAACGGCCAGCAGGUUGGCAUUGUCUCCUGGAGCGUCAAGCCAUGCGGUGUGGCACCUUAUCCUGGGGUUUUUUGCAAGGUCGCCAACUAUAUAGAUUGGAUUGAAAGAAAACUAAUAGCUAAUUACAAAUAAAACGAAUCGAUUUUAAUAUA